Messenger RNA from Branchiostoma floridae (Florida lancelet), 2209 nucleotides. RefSeq names its product galactosylceramide sulfotransferase-like. Gene Ontology annotation, biological process: glycolipid biosynthetic process. Gene Ontology annotation, cellular component: membrane. The transcript has 2 exons. Gene Ontology annotation, molecular function: galactosylceramide sulfotransferase activity. Bases 1 to 1176 code for a protein of 391 amino acids. NCBI's taxonomy places the organism in Eukaryota, Metazoa, Chordata, Leptocardii, Amphioxiformes, Branchiostomatidae. The record is from RefSeq and is a predicted model, not a curated record.
AUGGCAGUAUGGAAGCUUACAAGGGAAGGUGCCUGUGACGCCAAGCGAAACUUCAUGUUCGUCAAAGUGCACAAGGCUGGAGGCACGACAGCCACCUGCAUCUUCCAACGCUUCGGGUACGAACACAACCUGACCUUCGUUCUGCCUGUCAUCAAGACUGACAUCGGUUGGCCCAACCUCUUGAGACAAGAAGACUUCAUACCGUCGGCAGACGGUACUUAUAAUGUUCUAGUCGACCACACGGUUUACAAUAGGCAGUUGUUAGACCAUCUCAUGCCUCCUGACACUGUGUACAUCUCUAUCCUUAGGCAGCCACUGGCUCAACUUCGGUCUACGUUCAACUGGUAUCACCUUGUUGACCACAUGAAUGGGUUGAACGGGUCGAAAGAUCCUGUUGCGUCCUUCUUAAAAAGGCCGAACAAAUUUCACAUCCCGUAUGUCAAAGCAGAUAUCCGUACAAGAGUGCCAUAUACCCUCGAAAAGAAUCUCAUGGCGUAUGACCUUGGCUUUCCUCUCGGACUGUCUGACAGCCAAUCGUCCAUUGAUGAGUAUAUCGAAACGCUGACCAGAGAAAUUGACCUGGUUCUCAUUUUAGAACAUAUGGACGAAUCUCUUGUCUUGUUGAGGAGGAUGAUGUGUUGGACCUUAAAAGACAUUCUUUAUAACGUCGCACCCAAAAACCUGAACAAAUAUGAAAGGUCACCAAUGAGCGCGGCCUUGCUGAAUCAGCAUCGCCAAUGGAGCAAUGUAGAUUAUCAGCUGUACGAUCACUUUAACGCGACACUUUGGCAGAAGAUACAAAGAGAAGGCGCCGAUUUUCUACACGAAGUGCACCAUUUUCGAAACGUGCUGAAUCAAACGACUAUCUUCUGCGCGAAAGCAAUCACGAAAGUACCUGUAUACAACAAAACAAACAAUAACAUUGUUGGGCGGAAGGUUGGUUUAAAUCCGACAGCUGGCAAACUUACAAUUCCAAAGACAGCGUGGCAUGAAAAAUUUGACAUAGAUCCGACCUUCUGUCUAAAACUAAAAAUGGAAUGGCGUGACUGGGCAUAUGUUUUAAAAAAGAAGCACAGAAUGCCACGGAACAUAUCUCCCGAUAUUAGAAGUGCUAUUGAAUGGCCUGACACCAAAGUUCUGGAUAAAUCUCUAAUGCGAAAAAUUUUUCACGUUUGACAUGGUUGAGGUGGAUUUCGCUAUACGCUUAGGACCGAUAAACUGUCAAAUACAUUUUGUAACAAUUACUCAAGCAACUGGACAUGCAUGAUUUUGGAAACGGUCAGAUGUUUCAGAUAAUAUCCAUUACCUUUCAUCAAUGACACUGAAGAUAUCAUGUAAUUGCUAAUACCGGGGUAUUUGGCGUAUUUUACUACCUGGAUGUCUAACUUUCAUCGACGUAUCAUGAUGAAAUCGCAUUACAAAGAACCAUAUCCAUAAACUUACAGUUUGGUGUUGACGUUACAAUGACCCCUGUCGGUGUUUCUCUCUAAGAGGCCUAGGGUCUGCAUGCUCUUUUCCGUGAGGCGUAGGCAGCCUAUUUCUAUUCCCGUAACUCGUCGGGAAAACCAUCUUAGCUACGUAAUUCGUAGCUAGGGCCUAGGCGAUCAAACUUAGCGUAAUUGCCUUCCUUGGUAUAGCGUAAUACGAGUGAGAUCUUCUGAAUUCGGCGUAAAUCGUUGUCGGGAUCCCCCAUGCAGACCCUCCUCUAACCAAGAUGGUUCUUAAUACCAGGCCGAAUGACAUCUCGAAGCUUUAUCAAAUACAACAAAAGGCACAGUGAGUGGUCGACUAUCAACUAAAAGAUAGAGAUACAAAGUCAAGCUUGAAAUUCCAAUGACUAAAUAAUGUAGGAUAACAAACUUGAAUCUCUAUUCUUGAUACAACCAUGUGGGACUAACGUGAGUGUUAUCAUGUUUAAUUUCUAAUAACAAACCAUUCUUUUAUGUAUUUACUUAUCUGAGCAUUAUGAUGCGGCGAAGAAGAUAGCUGUCAGAUAUAAUAUAAGGUCAAAUAUAUAUUUACUUCUGAUAUCGGGUUUGUAUUUCGACAGAAUGAUUGAUUUUAUAGUUUUGGUAACGUAGUCGUAGAAGAUCAAGUACAUUUCACGGUAGAUUGUCCUUUGUAUGAUAGCGAUAGAAGAAUUCUAUUCGACUUUGUGUUAAGUAUGUUGCAUCACUUCAGAUACUUGAAUAGUAAAGAGAAAUUUAUA